AUGGACGAGCGUUUUGAACACAUCAGCAGACCUACCGCCGACGACCUAUACGAUGGGUCGUAUGCAUACGCCUACUCGUCUGCGUUCCAGGGUGACCAGGGCCCAGUCAAUCCCUCCGCUCUUCACUCAAUACAAUUCCCUGUGCAAGGCAGAGAACAGGAUCGGCAUACGGACACUGUAAACGUCGUUCCUCCUGAGUUCCGCAAUGAGAUCGCCACCUUGCUGCUGAGGAUAAUCCUGAAGUCAACGCAAGAUCCCGCGCUGAUAUCCGCAUCGCUAACGCAUUUCGUUGACCCCGACGUACGAAUCGUUAUCACCACAGAAUACACGCCUCGGUAUAAUCCCGGACAUCCUGUUAUGAAUGACACCGCCAUCAGUCCUCCCGCAGUCAUUGAUAAUUCUCCGAGCUUCGACGCUGUGGUCCACGAUCUAAUGGGACUUGACCUCGACGACAUGCAAGACGUCCCGCCCCAUGCUGGAUUCGGCGAUGCUGAUCCCUUCCCCAUGUACGUCUCUGAGGACCACGCCUUUGCCCAGCAGCAGGCGCAUCAAGCGGAGUACGCCCCCUAUGCUACACCCUCGUACUCGUACGACGUAAAUGCAUACCACACCGACACGAUUCCAUUCAACCCCACAACUCCGAGUCCCACUCUCAAUAGCGUGGACGUCGGGACCCCCGGAGAAGGUCACGAGAAGUGCCAAUGGGCCGGCUGUGGGAAAGACCUCCCGUCAUUCACGCGCAAGGACAUCAAAACACACCUCGAGGCGAUCCAUCUCUGCGGUGCGGGAGAGGGACUUCCUAACUCCAAAGUCCGAUACGGUGCAGUGCUCGAAGUGUUCAGAGAGGCUGUGCCGUCGAGACGCUCUCACAAGGCACAUGCGAACGGUACACCGAGAUGCUUGUCCUGA
This is a messenger RNA of Postia placenta MAD-698-R-SB12, 909 nucleotides long. RefSeq lists its product as hypothetical. Lineage: Eukaryota; Fungi; Basidiomycota; Agaricomycetes; Polyporales; Adustoporiaceae. The record is from RefSeq and is a predicted model, not a curated record. The transcript has 4 exons. The coding region runs from base 1 to 909 and encodes 302 amino acids.